AUGCAAUUUAAACAAGAACAUAAUAGUGAUCAAGCAACAUUAUCUGAUGAUGCAAUUACACAAAAAGUUUGUCAUUUAUUGGGUAUUUCUGUAACACAUUUUGUACGAUCAUUUUUAAAAUCAAAACUUAAAGUUGGAAGAGAUUUUUUUUACCAAAUUGAUUAUGCUAUUGAAAUUAUAUCAAAAAUAAUAUAUGAACAUUCAUCAUUUAUUGGUAUACUUGAUAUAGCUAGUUUUGAAAUUUAUCAAUUAAAUUCAUUUGAACUAUUAUAUAUAAUUUAUACAAAUGAAAAGUUUCAACAAUUAUUUAAUCAUAGUAUAAUUUUUGAUCUUCAACCAACAAUUGAUCUUAUUGAAAAACAAAUCGGUACUUUAAAUUUAUUAGAUGAAGAAUGUUGGUUUCCAAAAGCAACCGAUCAAACAUAUGUCGGUAAAUUAAUAAAUUUACAUGUUCAACUUCCAAAAUUUGAUUAA
Messenger RNA from Rotaria sordida, 474 nucleotides. NCBI's taxonomy places the organism in Eukaryota, Metazoa, Rotifera, Eurotatoria, Philodinida, Philodinidae. The record is from the annotation of a GenBank genome assembly.